UCAAUGUUGAGCUGUUUUCACUGUGGACGCUUCGAACCGACUUCGCGCGCAAGCAACAUAAGAUAUUUUGCAACAAUAAACAGUCAUUUGUUUUCCACGGUUUUAUAAACAAGUUUUGAGUUGUUAAAAACCGAAAAUGGAUUACUGUGUAAAUUUAUUUACUCAGAACAGGACAGCCGCUCUCUAUGUUACAGGGACAACGGUCGCCUUGCUUGGACUCGGACUCGGAUACAAAUACAUAUGGAAACAAAAAAAGUUGAUUCGCGUUGGAGUAGUUUCUCAGUUGUUGGUUCAUCCCAUGAAAUCUGGAAAAGCGGUGUUGGUAGAUACUGCGGAAUGUCUGCGAAUGGGACUGAAAUGUGGAGAGCUUCAGGAUCGCCACUGGCUUGUCAUUACGGAAGACGGCCACAUGUUGACUGGAAGACAACAGCCCCGCCUGGUUCUGGUGUCCCUGACCUGCGAGAACGGCCAGCUCUGCCUCAGUGCUCCUGAGAUGGACGAGUUGAGAGUUCCACUGCACCAGGGCACAAAUCCCAUCUUUAACUGCAGAGUGUUUAGUUCAGACAUUCAAGGCAGAGACUGUGGGGAAGAGGUGUCAAGCUGGCUCACUCGAUAUUUGGCAGCAGGUGUGACUUUUCGUCUGGUGCACUUUGAACCCUCUCUAAAGGCAAGGAGCUCUGCUGAUCAAGACUCCCGUUUUCCCAAGGAUACACAGGUGGCUUACCCUGAUGCUGCUCCAGUCAUGCUGAUGUCCAUGGCCUCCGUUCAGGACCUGGGGAACAGACUAGACUGUGACUUCUCUGUCUACCAGUUCCGGCCCAGCAUUGUCGUCGGUGACUGUGAGCCUUUCGCUGAGGAUUCAUGGGAUUAUGUUCAGAUUGGCCAGGUGGAGCUGCAGAGAGUCAUGGGCUGUGGAAGGUGUGUUCUCACCACUGUUGAUCCUGAAACUGGAAUCAUUAGUAGGAAAGAGCCACUAAAUACUCUCAAAACUUAUCGACUGAUCGACCCUGCACAGAAAGCUUCACCAAUAUUUGGGCAGUACUAUGCACUCAAGAAAACUGGAGUCCUCCAUGUUGGUGAUCCAGUCUACAAAAUUAAUUAUUGAGGCAGGAUGGGAUGGACCUAAUGGGUACCAAAACAAAGUGCAGAUGUAUGCUACAUUUAUGUGCAGGAUGGGAUUGCUGACUUUGGAACAUAAUUAACCAUGUGUGUUGGUGAGAUUCACAUUUUUGUAAUUGCAGUUAAAUGUGAGAAAGUAUCUAAAGCAUGUUUAGUGAUGCAUACUCAUUAGACUUUUACUCGUUACAAAUUGCACUACUCAAUUAAUUCCACUAAAGAAUCACAGGAAUGUUUGUGUGUGUCGUGAGUAUACCACCUAGUCUCCGAUUGUCUUGAAUGUUUUGUUGGUCAACAAAUUCCUGGUCACUUAAAUUUUUUUUAUUAUUAUUAUUUUUUUGAUAUUGGCAGUUUUUCCAGUGUACUGCUGAUUGAUUGAUUUAAAAAUAUAUAUAAAUUAAUGAAUCUCAACCUAUGUGAAAUACUUUAUAAUAAGUUUAACCUUUUGUAUACUGCCAAUAUAAAACCUGUUGGUGGAAAGUUUUAACCCCGUUUGGGGGACAUGGAAUAAGACCAUCACAUAACUUUUAUAAGGGAGCUGAUGUUGUGUAAAGCCAGCCGAUAACAUCUUUAUAGAUGGUCCUAAUUCACUGUUUGGAAUAUUACGUGUAUGAUGUAUCCCUGUGGAUGUUCACAAUCCAGUUUGUGCACUUUCUCAAUCAUUUGACAAUAAAGUCUGAAUUAUUGAA
Electrophorus electricus (electric eel) is the source of this 1805-nucleotide messenger RNA. RefSeq names its product mitochondrial amidoxime reducing component 1 (gene marc1). Gene Ontology annotation, cellular component: mitochondrial inner membrane. Gene Ontology annotation, biological process: nitrate metabolic process. NCBI's taxonomy places the organism in Eukaryota, Metazoa, Chordata, Actinopteri, Gymnotiformes, Gymnotidae. The record is from RefSeq and is a predicted model, not a curated record. Gene Ontology annotation, molecular function: molybdenum ion binding; nitrate reductase activity; molybdopterin cofactor binding.